UGCUGACUUGUUUCCACCAGUCAGUGGAGAAGACCACGGAUGUUUUAAAGCAGAUGAAGAAGCACGAUCUGAUAGCGAAGCUGUCAGCCAGAAGCUCAGGACCUAAAGGUUCAACAUUUCAGAAGAAACCUUCUGCAGGUCCACAUCGUUCUGCUCUGAUCCACAACGUGGCGAUGAUGGCAGCGGUUAGACAGCAACUCCUGGAAACUCUGGACAAAUUAACCAAGGAGGAAUUUUCAAAAGUUAAGCGAAAUUUAUCAGACUUUUCACCAAGAUUGGAGUUCACAACACAGACAGCAGAAGUCGUUGAUGAGAUGAUGGAGACGUUUGGCCAGCAGUCAGUGAAGAUGAUCAAAGAUCUUCUGAUUGAAAUAAACAGAAAAGAUUUGGCUGAGAAUAUGCAAGACACUGAAGAAACUUCAACAAGUGUGGAUUCUGUGGAUUGUGGAAGUGUGGAGCAGGACUCCAGCAGCUGGACCAAAGUGGACCCUGAGCUGGACGGGACGUCUCCGGAUGAAGAUCCCACUUACAGCCUCCAGUCUGCAGCGGGACACUUUGAAUGCAGCGUCUCUGGUCUGCGUUGGGUCUGCAGGGAGAAGGUGGGCUUUCGGUACCGGUUCUGCUCCUGGGUCGGACACAUGGAGAGGAUGGAGAGCAGAGGAUACCGGCCUGCUGGACCUUUGCUGGACAUCUCUGUCCUUACUGGGAAGGUGAUGGAGGUGCAGCUGCCACACUGGGUCUGCACCGACGAUGUUCCUGAGUUACUGAAGAACUUUGCUGUCCUCCAUGUUGGCGACUGUGGAGAUGUUCUGGAGAAAGCGACCCGGGUCACAAAGACCCAUGUCGGGUUAACAGAACCAGUUUUCUCUUUGCUGGGAGCUCUGAGAAAUCUUUUCUUUUCUCCAAGAAUCAUCUGCAACACAUUAAUUUACUACCAGCCCAAAACGUCCUACCUGAAGAUGCACGUCUACCUGAUUCCACCGGAUCCUGCUCUGAAACAGUCGGUCCACAGGAGAGAAUCCUCCAAGGGAUACGAAGAAAUCAUGAAGCCCCGCCCAGACAAGCCUCUGAAGAUGGACCGUGGAUUCAGCCUCCAGGCCACCGUAGAGACGGCCAGAAUCCAGCCACCGGAAAUCACUCUGAGGCCCGACAGCCAGGAUCCAAACUUCUACGAGGUUUUUAUUGAGAGUCCAGACGAAAACUUCAACCUGGAGCUGCUGCAGACUCAUUCAGAGAAAGUUUGGUUCUGUGAGAUUAGGAAAGAUGAUCAUCCUAAAUCUGGUUCCACUGGAGGUGGAGGAUGUUCAACAGAAACUGUUACUGUGAAGAAAGAAGUCUUUUUCUGUUUUUCAUCAGAGGAACAUUUUGUGGACAAACACAGAGAGACACUGAUCCAGAGAGUGAGGAACGUAGAACCCGUCUUAGAUGGACUUUUACAGAACAAAGUUCUGAUGGAGGAAACCUACGACAGGAUCCGAUCUCUGCCGACCUCUGAGGCUCAGCUGAGGGAAAUCUUCUCCUGCCUCAGAGCUGCUGACGAAUGCAAAGACAUUUUCCUCUCCAUCCUUCAGGAGAAAGAGCCACACCUGAUCACCGACCUCCAGAGGAAAUGUUGAGGAGGAACCAGGGCCGGACCUAAAGGUGGCCCAGGGGGUUCUGGUUCCUGCUGGCAUGGCGUUACUUUUUACUGAGUAGAAACUGAAACAUUUCACCAUUUUUAAAGGUUUUCAUCAGCUGAUAUAACUGAGGUCGGCUGCAUCUUUUUGUUUUUAUGUCUCAUUAAAUGAAGCAUUUUAAUGAAACCAAAUAUUGGAGAUGAUUUUAUAAACUUCAACUCAUUGAGUUUCCUUUGGUGACAAUAACAUUAUUAUUGUAAUCAUUAUUGUUAUAGUUUGUGACAUGUUUUCAUCAAAACCAGGUUGUUAAAGUGGAACCGUGAUGAAAGGUGUCGGUCGGGUCCAGACUGAAGUUCUGACCGACUUCCUGUCCAGGAUUUGAACAGCCAAUCACAUUCUGCCACAACUAAAGAAAUGUUUUUCAGAGCAGCUUGGUAUAAAAUCACAAAAUCUAAAGACAGAUUCAGACUUUAGAGGCUAAAACUGGAUCAUUGCAAACAAACAAAGUGACAUAAUAUUAAAAUAUCAAAACAAAAGAUCCUUUAAACCAGCAGAACUGAUUCAUUGUUAAGCUGCUGAUGUGUUUCAUUGUUAUUGUGUUUGGUGAAUAUUGGCAUCAUUAUGAUUAUUAAAGAAAAUGAUCAAG
Molecule: messenger RNA, 2262 nt
Organism: Poeciliopsis prolifica (blackstripe livebearer)
Lineage: Eukaryota; Metazoa; Chordata; Actinopteri; Cyprinodontiformes; Poeciliidae
Product: NACHT, LRR and PYD domains-containing protein 1b allele 2-like
Exons: 12
Coding region: 54-1616 (520 amino acids)
Biological process (GO): regulation of apoptotic process; innate immune response; inflammatory response
Source: RefSeq, a predicted model, not a curated record